UAAUAUUUCUUUUCAGUAAUUUUCUUCAAUAUUAUCUGUGACUUUCAGUUCAGAAAAAAAUCUGUAAAUUUCACUUUUCAAUAAUAUGUAAAAUAACAUUUUUUUCUGAUUUAAAUAAAGGAAAAGUAUGGAGAAUUACCUAACUAGUUUAGUAAUAGAGCUAAGAAUUUAACAUAAAUAAAUAAUAGGAAUAAUAAGACUAAGGAAUGAGAACUCAACAAAUCCAAUGAUCCUCUGCAUCCCCAAUGAUCAAGCUUUGUUUUUAUUUAUUUUUAUUUUAUUUUAUUUUUUUGACACUGGGUCACUGCGCACUGAAUUAUUGCCUGCUAACGGGGAGGCAGAAACUAUAAAUCAAAAGCCUCAUGAAGACAAAGUCACAGAUCUAGAUUAACUCUGAAGCAACAAAAUCUAGAAACUAUUGAGUUUCUCCACUGAACUGUUAAACAAAGACUACAUAAACAGUCUAUGAUUUUACAUUGGGAUUUAACUGUGUCCCUGCAGUUCUACAAAUGACCUGUGGGGGCAGCAACACGCCUCAGCUGAGUCUAAUAUACCGCUAAUUUCACCAGACGAAGAAGAAGAAGAAAACCCGCGAAGAAGAAAGAUGUCAAAACAAGACAACUUCUUGGCGAUAUAAAGUCAGAUUUAUAGUUGAAUAAAGUAAUAAAAACGAUAUUUAAACCGCGGAGAGACUCACGAACAUGUCGAGGCCGGAGACGCUGGAGGGUCAGAUCUGGGCCGUGAUGGAGACGGUGGCGGAGGCGGCGGUGGCGGAGCUCCGGAGGCUGCUGGAGGAGAGCUCGGCUGCGGCCGCUCGGCAGCACUCUGCUGCGGCUACGGCGGCCGAAGUGAAGCGCGAAGAGGAGGGCAGCGAGGUGGUCCUACCGGAGGACCGGAGGCACUUUAACGAACAUUUAACGAACCAGUUUGCAUCCCUCAUGAAAACCUGGACCAGAGGAGCAGUGGAGAAAAUCUCAUUGAUGCUGAAAAUGUCCACGUGUGAAGCUGAAGACGUUCCUGCUGCAGAGCAGACAGCUGGACUGGAUGGUGAGAUGGAACAGACGAGAACGAAUCCAGAGCGAGAGCAAAUCACUGAACCCACAAAAAAAUCAGCAGCCAGGAGGUCUCGUCAGAGAAGAAAGAAAAUCCAGAGAGGAUUCCAACCAGCAGCAGGAAAGACGGAUGAUCACAUAUAUUGCAGAGAGGAGCAACAGACUGAAAAACCAACAGCAGCAGCAGACUCAGAAUCAGUGACAGAACCUGCUGAUGCAGCCUCAUAUGAGGAGAAAAACUCUGAACCUGAAGCUGUUUUAACGGAGCCGACGCCUGAUUCAGCCUCCAACAUUGAUGAAGAUACCGUCCAGGAGGACACAAACCUUGCAAGCACCCCAUCAAAGAUCAAAAAGAAGGCGACUGCAGGUCUGUUCAAAUGUCCUUCUUGUGAGAAAACCUUUGCUCUGAAGUGCCUCAUGGACAGACACUUCCUGACUCACUCCAGACCUCAUCUCUGCUCUGAAUGUGGCAAACGUUUCGCCGUUCUCCGGACGCUCAUCGCACAUUCAAGACGACACACUGGAGAGAAACUGUACAAAUGCUCCCUGUGUGGGACGGAGUUUGCUUACAAGUCGACCUUCCACAGGCACAUGCGUCAGCACAACACGAGGAAACCGAACACCCACACAUGCCCGCUGUGUGAGAAUCAGUUCUCAGGGCUGCUGGCACUUCAGCGGCACAGAUGUUGUGCGCUGAAGAAGACGUUUGUUUGCUCGCUUUGCCCGGAGACCUUUGAGUGCAGACAGAGUUUGGCCGAACACGAGAAUCUCCACUCGGGAGACAGAGAUUUUGUCUGCGAAGUGUGUGGCGAGAGCUUCUUUUCAUCUUCAUCUUUGUCCACUCACCGAUUCACUCACACUCAGAAGGAGAACUGCUGCGAUGAGCUCGGCCUCGGCUGCAGCGACAUGAGCGUCCUCAGGAACCACCUGAGCAAACACACCGGAGAAAAGCUGUUCACCUGCGAGGUGUGCGGCAAAGGCUGCAGCCACAAGAGCGCCCUGAUGCACCACAUGUUGACCCACACCGGAGAAAGACCGUACGUCUGCGAGACCUGCGGGAAACGCUGCAGCCACGCCAGCGCCCUGCAGAACCACAUGAGGAUCCACACAGGGAAGAAACCGGGACAGCAGCCGGUCUGCGACGUCUGCGGCAAAAAGUUCAGCUGCACGGUCAAUCUCAAAUACCACAUGAGCACCCACACGGGGGAAAGACCAUACGCCUGCGAUCAGUGCGAGAAGAAGUUCACCAACCCCAGCAAUCUGAAGCUGCACAUGGUGAUUCACUCGGGGGAGAAGAUGUACGGCUGCAACAUCUGCGGCAGGAGGUUCACUCAGUCCAGCAGCCUCAAACUGCACAGACGGGUUCACACGGGAGAAAAACCAUAUCACUGCGAAGUCUGCGGGAAAGAAUUCGUACACAGGAGCGACUUCAGGAAUCACCAGAAGAAUCACCCUGCAGAGAAGGAGGGAGAUGGACAGACUGAGAAAACUGAAGUGAAAGUCUGAAAUCCCUGCUCUAUGGUUGUUUCUUUACAGAGCAGGGAUAUAGAUUAUUUAUGUUUACAAACAGUGGAACUGAAACAGGGAAAUGUGAUGUUGAAUACUGUGAAAGAAAUAAAAGUUUGACAAAGAUUUUACAA
Molecule: messenger RNA, 2692 nt
Organism: Amphiprion ocellaris (clown anemonefish)
Lineage: Eukaryota; Metazoa; Chordata; Actinopteri; Pomacentridae
Product: oocyte zinc finger protein XlCOF6-like
Exons: 5
Coding region: 702-2558 (618 amino acids)
Source: RefSeq, a predicted model, not a curated record